ACUUUGUGGUCCCCGAGUGGACCGGGUCCCAGGGACCGCAGCCCCCAGGCCGCGACUAACAGGAGGUGAAGAAAAGUUCCUUCUCCGCUUUCGGGAAGGUUUGGUCUGGUUGUGCCUGUGCCCAUGGGCGGGUUUAGGGGGAAGACGGACAACCGGAAAAUCAUCAUUUGAGCGUCAGAGGAGAAAAGAAAACGCAGAAGUUAAUUCUAGAAGGCUUCCCGUCCCUGCCUCUCGUGAGUGCUUAUGGAGCGAGCUGCUUCUCUGCAUUUCUCCCUGCCAGGCUCCCUUCUCUUCUUCCACCUCCUCAGCUUGUUUGCAGCGGUCUCAGUCCAAUUUACUGUCCUGGGACCAGCUGAUCCAAUUCAGGCCAUGGUGGGAGAAGACACCAAGUUACACUGCCACCUGUCACCUGAGAAAAACGCUGAGGGCAUGGAGGUGCGGUGGUUCCGGACGCAGUUCUCCCCUGCAGUGUUCGUGUACAAGGGCCAUCGAGAGAGGACGGAGGAGCAGAUGGAGGAGUACAGGGGAAGAACAACCUUUGUGAGCGAAGCUAUCAGCAAAGGGAGCGUGGGGCUGAUCAUACACAACGUCACAGCCCACGAUAACGGCAUCUACCGCUGUUAUUUCCAAGAAGGCAGAUCCUACGACGAGGCCAUCAUGUACCUGAUAGUGGCAGGUACGACCUUCCAUUUUGCUCCAUUGCUUUUUCACAGCCUGACUCUUAGGGAAAGUUUUUCUCCUCACCUCAGGCCCCCUGCAGACCAGCAGAUUUUUGCCUAGAAUCCCCUUUAAACA
This is a messenger RNA of Lagenorhynchus albirostris (white-beaked dolphin), 795 nucleotides long. Its product is annotated as butyrophilin subfamily 2 member A2-like. Gene Ontology annotation, molecular function: signaling receptor binding. Gene Ontology annotation, biological process: regulation of cytokine production; T cell receptor signaling pathway. NCBI's taxonomy places the organism in Eukaryota, Metazoa, Chordata, Mammalia, Artiodactyla, Delphinidae. The transcript has 3 exons. Gene Ontology annotation, cellular component: external side of plasma membrane. Bases 244 to 780 code for a protein of 178 amino acids. The record is from RefSeq and is a predicted model, not a curated record.